This is a messenger RNA of Fusarium poae, 723 nucleotides long. RefSeq lists its product as uncharacterized. Bases 1 to 723 code for a protein of 240 amino acids. Gene Ontology annotation, molecular function: FAD binding; monooxygenase activity. The transcript has 2 exons. Gene Ontology annotation, biological process: secondary metabolite biosynthetic process. NCBI's taxonomy places the organism in Eukaryota, Fungi, Ascomycota, Sordariomycetes, Hypocreales, Nectriaceae. The record is from RefSeq and is a predicted model, not a curated record.
AUGAUACAAGAUGCUCGAACAAAGGAGUUCUGCGAGAACGGCGAUACCUUUAACGGCUGGAUUGGUCAAGAUGUCCACUUCUUGUUUUCAACCCUCAAGGGUGGAAAAGACUGCUGCUGGGUUCUGACACAUAAAGAUGACCAUGACAUUGAUGAGUCGUGGUCAUUUCCCGGUAAGAUCGAAGAAGUCCUGGACCUUCUCAAGGACUGGGACCCUACUUGCCGAGCAAUUGUCGAGAAGACACCUUCAGUCGUGGAUUGGAAGCUCGUAUAUCGUGACCCGUUACCGACAUGGAUCAGCCAGAAAGGGCGUAUCGUGUUACUCGGAGAUGCUGCUCAUCCAUUCCUUCCGACUAGCGCUCAAGGUGCGACGCAAGCUAUGGAGGAUGGCGUUACGAUUGCUGUCUGCCUAAAGCGCGCUGGUAAAGGGAAUGUUCCAGGAGCACUCAAUGCUCAUCAAAAUUUGAGAUACGAGCGCGUCAGAGCGGUUCAAAAGACUGGCGAAUCUACCAGAGAUCUCUGGCACAAGACUGACUGGGAGAAAGCCAAGAAGGAUCCUAGCAGCAUUGGGUUUCCGCGAGAGGAUUGGAUACAUGGAUUUGACGCCGAGAAAUAUGCUGAAGAUAACUUCGAGACUGCUUCAGGCGAUAUCGCCGCUUGUGAAGACCCUGCGACGAAUAUUCUGGAUCAAGAACGGCCAAUCAUGGCCAAGGUAACUAGCUAG